AUGACUGCCGCCACAGCAAACGCCAACCGCGCCUUUGCGCUGCACCCAUUCUCCACGAAUCCGCUUAAGACGCGUGACGAUGUGGUUGCCGCUGUGACUUCGCUGCUAGAUCCGCUGGUUCCGGGAUUUUCUCCGCAAAAUGCCAUGAUCAAGGUAGGUAGCACGGGCACGAGGUUUGACGAAACAGCCGCACAGGUCGAAGGAUAUGCUCGUCCACUGUGGGGAUUGGCACCACUGCUUGCUGGUGGCAGCAAGUAUGCCCAUUCGGAAAAGUUUGUACAGGGAUUGAUCUCUGGAACGGAUCCUGAGAAUGAAGAGUUUUGGGGAUAUAUGGACAAUAUCGAUCAGAGGAUGGUCGAGGCAUGUCCGAUUGGGUUCACUCUUGCGGUUGCGAAUAAAGACUUCUGGGAUCCGUUGACGGACAAGCAAAAGAAGAACGUUGAGACAUGGGUAGGGAGUAUGAACAGCAAGGAAAUGCCCAACACGAACUGGCUGUGGUUCCGUGUCUUCGCCAACCUCGGGCUCGAGCGGAAUGGAGCGAACUGGUCAAGAGACCAGCUCAAAGCCGAUAUCAAGCAACUCAACACAUUCUACCGUGGCGAUGGAUGGUCAAACGAUGGGCCUGAGCAUUACAGACAAAUGGACUAUUACUCUGGAUCAUUCGCCAUUCAAUAUUUGCAACUUCUCUACGCAAAGCUCGCAGCAGACAUCGACCCAGAGCAAGCAGAAGAGUACAAACAGCGGGCGAAGCUCUAUGCUCUUGACUUUGUGCACUACUUCGACCCAGAAGGCCGAGCCAUCACAUUCGGACGCUCACUAACGUACCGCUGGGCUAUGUCAGCUUUCUGGAGCUCAGUAGCGUUUGCUGACGUCGAGCUUCCAGAGCCACUAUCCUGGGGUGUCGUCAAGGGUAUAUGGCUCCGAAACCUACGAUGGUGGACUACACAGCACGACAUCUUCCAACCGAACGGUAUGCUAACAGUUGGCUACUCGUAUCCAAACACCUAUCUUGCCGAAAAUUACAACUCCCCUCAGUCUCCGUACUGGUGUAUGUUGUCUUUUGCGGCGCUCGCUAUGCCGGAAAGUCAUCCAUUCUGGAGUGCACCCGAGGAACCCCAUCCAUACGCAAACCAGCGCAUUGUUAGACCUCUCCCACAUCCCCGCCACAUCAUGGUGCGAAGCGGCGGCCACUCGUUCCUCCUCUCCAGCGGCCAGUCAUGCCAUUACGCCAUCAAAAACUCCAACGCAAAGUACGGCAAAUUCGCCUACAGCGCAGCCUUUGCAUACUCCGUGUCCACCGGCUACCAAGAGCUGGAGCAAUUCGUCCCAGAGUCCUCGCUCGCGCUCUCCGAAGACGGCGGCGAAUUGUGGAAAAUGCGCCGCGCGCACAACGGCGAUUCAGAGAUUGAAACCCACGAUGGCGUCCCCGUACUCGUGUCCAGCAUGAAGCCCUGGCACGAUGUCGACGUGCUGACAUACCUGAUUCCACCCACAGAGGACACGCCAAACUUCCAUCUGCGCGUUCACCGCAUCCGGACGAAGCGCGAUCUCAUGACCGCCGAGGGCGCGUGGUCAGUCUACGGGUGCCGCGCCAAAGACGGCAAAGUCUUCGCUGAACUCCCUGAAUUCAUCGGCGACGGUGAGGGCCAGAAGACGACGACGAACAGUGCAUUUGCCGCGUCGCGGACGGGCGCUGUUGGUAUCACGGAGCUGUAUCAGGGUAUGAGGAAAGGGAGUGUUAUUCUGUCAGAUGCGAAUUCGAAUUUGGUGGAGGCGAGGAGUGUGUUGCCGCUUGUCCGCAAGGAUGUUAAGGCGGAUGAGACGGCGUGGUUUGUCACGGCUGUGUUUGCCAUGCCGUCGAGUGUCGAGGGGUGGAAGGAGGGGUGGAAGACUGGGUGGGAAAAGAAGCCUAAGGUGCCGAAGUGGGUGCAGGACAAGAUUUCUGGAAGAUGGGAUUAA
This is a messenger RNA of Parastagonospora nodorum SN15, 1959 nucleotides long. RefSeq lists its product as hypothetical. The coding region runs from base 1 to 1959 and encodes 652 amino acids. Lineage: Eukaryota; Fungi; Ascomycota; Dothideomycetes; Pleosporales; Phaeosphaeriaceae. The record is from RefSeq and is a predicted model, not a curated record. The transcript is spliced from 2 exons.